GGUUCUUGAACAUACUCUUCAAAGAACUAAUGGCAGGUGACUGCUGAGGAUAACGAAUAUGCAGUUGUGUAAAUCUCAACUGCAUUAAAUUGAAACAAAAGUUUAGAAUAGAGUCUCUUAACUAGGGAAGGACAGAGAUGUGUUUUGGGCAUUCCUGCAGGUGAAUGUAAAGCAGUGAAGCAUAUAAAUGUUCCUGUGCCUACCAUGUGAUAGUGUGCUGUGGGACCAGGUUGGUGUCAGCAUCUGCACUUAGUGCCAGUCAGAACUGGUUGUAAAGUACUGAUGGGGAUGGACACAAGGGUCCCCAAGCAGCCAUGCAGCAGGUCUUAGACAACCUUACUGAUCUGCCGACAUCGACAGGCGCUGAAGAAAUAGACCUGAUUUUUCUUAAAGGAAUUAUGGAAAACCCUAUCGUAAGAUCACUUGCUAAGGCUCAUGAGCGACUGGAAGAUUCUAAACUUGAGGCUGUCAGUGACAACAACCUGGAGUUGGUGAAUGAAAUUCUUGAAGACAUCAGUCCAUUAGUAAAUAAAGAUGAAAAUAUUGCAGAAUUGGUUGGAAUACUCAAGGAACCUCAUUUUCAGUCACUCUUGGAAGCACAUGAUAUUGUUGCUUCAAAAUGUUACGAUUCCCCUCCUUCUAGUCCAGAAGUCAAUAAUUCUUCAGUGAACAACCAGGUUGUUCCAGUAGAUGCUAUUCGUAUCCUUGGAAUUCACAAAAGAGCAGGAGAACCAUUGGGUGUUACAUUUAGAGUUGAGAACAAUGAUCUGGUAAUAGCACGGAUUCUUCAUGGAGGAAUGAUAGAUCGACAAGGUCUUCUGCAUGUGGGUGACAUUAUUAAAGAGGUGAAUGGCCAUGAGGUUGGAAACAAUCCAAAAGAAUUGCAAGAACUGCUGAAAAACAUUAGUGGCAGUGUCACUUUGAAGAUUCUUCCCAGCUACAGAGACACUGUUAUUCCUCAACAGGUUUUUGUGAAGUGUCAUUUUGAUUAUAAUCCAUAUAAUGACAACCUCAUUCCAUGCAAAGAAGCAGGUUUGAAAUUUUCUAAAGGAGAAAUUCUUCAGAUUGUAAACCGGGAAGAUCCAAAUUGGUGGCAGGCUAGUCAUGUCAAAGAAGGAGGAAGUGCAGGUCUAAUUCCCAGCCAGUUCCUGGAAGAGAAGAGAAAGGCCUUUGUUAGGAGGGACUGGGACAAUUCAGGGCCUUUUUGUGGAACAAUAAGCAGCAAAAAAAAGAAAAAGAUGAUGUAUCUCACUACAAGAAAUGCAGAAUUUGAUCGUCAUGAAAUCCAGAUCUACGAGGAAGUGGCCAAAAUGCCUCCUUUUCAAAGGAAAACGCUGGUCUUGAUUGGGGCCCAAGGAGUGGGGCGAAGAAGUUUGAAGAACAGGUUCAUAGUACUGAAUCCUACUAGGUUUGGAACUACAGUGCCAUUUACUUCACGAAAGCCAAGGGAUGAUGAAAAAGAUGGGCAAGCAUACAGAUUUGUGUCACGAGCUGAAAUGGAGAUGGAUAUUAAAGCUGGAAGAUAUUUAGAGCAUGGAGAAUAUGAAGGAAAUCUUUAUGGCACCAAAAUUGAUUCCAUCCUUGAAGUUGUUCAGACAGGAAGGACCUGCAUCUUGGACGUAAAUCCACAGGCCCUGAAAAUACUGAGGACUUCAGAAUUCAUGCCCUAUGUAGUGUUUAUUGCUGCUCCAGAGUUGGAGACUUUGCGAGCUAUGCACAAGGCUGUGGUAGAUGCUGGGAUUACAACCAAACUUCUUACUGACACUGAUUUGAAAAAAACAGUAGAUGAAAGCGCGCGGAUCCAGAGAGCGUACAACCACUACUUUGACCUGACCAUUGUCAAUGACAACCUGGACAAAGCCUUCGAGAAGCUGCAGACUGCCAUUGAGAGACUGAGGCUGGAGCCACAGUGGGUCCCCAUCAGCUGGGUGUAUUGAGAUGUCUUGAGAGGAGCUUAAGUAACAAAUAAAACCAAGAGCAGCAAAUGUGACAUGUAGAUACCGAUGAUAACCUACAGCACCUGUGCAUUUUUACUCUGUGUAUAUUCAAAAGUACACUGUUCUGAAUUUUUAUAAAAAUGUUGAAGAGAAAGUGUACUUAAAUAUGUAAUUUAUUUUAAUUUUUCUAACUUUUUACGGAUAACCUUUCUAUUCAUAUCACAUAAAGGAAAUGCGUUUAAGCAUUUUUCUAUGUUUUGAUUUAGUACCUUUGCCUUUUUCAUCAAAGAAACUUUCAGUCAUUCACUUCAACAUUUACAUCUUGGUCUUACAUUUUCACUGUGAUUAAAAAAAGGAUACUUGAAACAAUUUUUGUAAAAUUUGUUAAUGUCAAUGUUUAACUGAUCAAAAGUCUAUCGCUCUUAUUAGGAACAAAUACUAAUUUCUUUGCUUUUUUUUAAAAUUCCUUAAAAAAAAAUUCGCGGGAGCAGAAUUUUAAAUAUUAAAAGCAGCAACAAACAGCUCCAUUGCUCCAGCUUCUUUCAGCUUAAUGUUGGUGCAUUCCUGAUGUUUCACAAUUUCUUGAUAUCUCUUGAUUUAGGUAACUUUUAUGUAGGUUCCCUUAUAUCUGUCUCCUAAGUUAUUAUAGAGCAAAACCUUGCAAGCUGCUUAUUAGGCUUUCUUGGGAACCAAACUGUUAGCCCAUUAGAGCUGAAGUACUGAUGUUAGGAAGUCAUAUGCAAGGUAAUUCAGUGCAAUUUGAAUAAUGGUGAAGUAGCUUGAGAGAGAAUCUGAUAAUGUGGAGCCUUGUAGGUGACACUUAAUGUUUAGGACUAUUUAUUCACACUUGUGAAAACACAUUGCUUUAAGGAAAAAAAAAUAGGCAUUUUCUUUUCUUACAACAUUGUUCUGUAUUUGUAUAGUGAUCUGUGGCUUCAUUUCCUGCGAUGUCUAGCUGGGUUCUAAAUUAUCUUUUAAAUAUUUGUGCGUGAUCAACUGCUGUAUUUUAUGAGUGUUGUAUAAUGGCAUUACUGUGCUUUUUCUCACAUUGUUUUUAAUUGCAUUUUUCAUUAGAUAGCUUGUGAAUUGGAAGCUUACUGCUAGGAAGCAAUGUUGUUUAUACCUUUUUGGUUUUACAAUGUAUUUUCUUUUGCUUAGUGACAGUUCUCCCCUCAGUAGGCUCAUUGAUACAAUUUGUGUUAUGUUCAAGUUCCUCGAUCAAAACUUAGGGUGAUGUAAAUUUCUGCUUGAGAACAGAAUGAAAAGACAGCUUGUUGCUCAGACGAGCUCCUUUUGUGACCAUGUUUUAUCUUAUAGUGUCAGCUGUUGUAUAUAGUCACAUUCACCACCACGUCCUGGGUUAGGUGUCUAAACUGAAGUCAUCUGUUUAAUUUCUCUUCCAUCUGGUGACAGGCACCUGGCUUCUGGAUUCUUUUUCAACACCAAAAUGUGACACGGAAUGCUAUCGAAAGGCAGCUUCCUCAGAACUAUUUCUGGAGGAAGACAGGCUUAGACAUUGUAAAACAGUAUUGCUUCCUGGGGCUCUCAAAAGACUUUUAUGUGCACAAGGAAAAGAAAAAAUGGAGUUGAUGCACUACAGGAGAAGUGUGUUAAAAAAAAAUCCCUCAAAACACCCAUAUACUACAAAGAUUUUUACAAAGCCUAUGAAGUUGGUUGUUGUGGGGAAAUAGGGGCAGAGGGGACUUCAAAUCCCAGUGUAUGUGGAAAAUGUCAGUCAAACUUGUAUUUGGCACAGGAAAUCUUUGUGGCUCCUCAUAUAGAGAUUUCAGUCUUUUAGAAGGAAUCUGAAAUUCUCUAAGGAAAAUUUGUACCACUACUUUGUUUUACUGCUAUACUUUUCAGGAUGUGUUUUCUCUGGUUUUGUUUGAGUUUGGCAGAGCUUUUAAAUGUGGCACCAGCAUGGGACUCUUAGUUUCCUUUCCCAGGAAAUAUGUUCUGUGAUCCUAUCACUCAGAGGCUGCUUUGAGAAAUGGAUCAAGUUUUGUAUGUAGCAGUAAAUGAUAGCAGGGCCGUUGCUUGGCUAUUUUAAUGAUUUGCUUUUGGCACUCUAUGCUGAACAUGACUGAACUGUGUUUGUGUACUGUGUCAUAGGAGACCUCCAUAAGCUGUAAAUAAGAUGUGCUGUCUGGACAGAUAUGAUGCCUUUUCAUUAUGAGUUAGAAAAAUACUCUUAUUUAUGAUGCCAAAAAUGGGCUGAGUUCACUCUUCCCUAAUGAACAGAAUGAAACGAUUCUUCAGUUUACACACCAUAGUACUUUAUAUUGCAAACGUCGCUUACUUUCAUCUUUUUUUUCCAUAAGUUUACUUAAACCAAAUGAAACACGUGAAACAUGGACAACAAGGUUUAGUCAGGAAAAGCUCUCUGCUCCUUCUGUUUCCAUCCCAGAGAGAACACUGUCAAAAGAGUCUCCUAGUUAGCAAUCUCCAGAAUAGCCACGUUCUUGCUAAAGGCUAAAGCUUUAGCAUUUGCUACAGGUUCGCACUGUGUGCUCGAUCAGGCAGCGAGCACAGUGCAGCCUGGUGGCUGAGCAUUGGGUGGUGGUAGCGUAGAUGCCAAUGAGCAGUACAAUUCUUAAGCAAUAAGAGAAGAUGGCUUGCUUAGGUUGCAGGCAACGAUUGUAUGGAAGUGUCUGCAGGUUUUAUCUGGGUAUCCACAUGCCAGGUUGUAAGGGGGAAAACAACCCAAACACCACGCUCCUUGCAUCUGUUAAAUCAUGUGGGUUCAUGUUGGCAUGUGUUUAAUACUGAGAGAGAGAGAGAGGUUGGCUUGGUUUUUGCAGUGGAGAGUUUUGGUUUUGUUUUUUAGCAAAAACAGAUUUUCAUAAGAUAUUCUGCUAGGUUUGUCACUACCUGGUAGGAUGACUAGCAUGAGAAUGACAGUUACUUUUCUU
This is a messenger RNA of Empidonax traillii (willow flycatcher), 4849 nucleotides long. It is a transcript of the gene PALS2, whose product is annotated as membrane palmitoylated protein 6. The transcript has 14 exons. Gene Ontology annotation, cellular component: plasma membrane; cell-cell junction. The record is from RefSeq and is a predicted model, not a curated record. NCBI's taxonomy places the organism in Eukaryota, Metazoa, Chordata, Aves, Passeriformes, Tyrannidae. Gene Ontology annotation, molecular function: protein binding. The coding region runs from base 315 to 1937 and encodes 540 amino acids.